Molecule: messenger RNA, 1872 nt
Organism: Arachis ipaensis
Lineage: Eukaryota; Viridiplantae; Streptophyta; Magnoliopsida; Fabales; Fabaceae
Source: RefSeq, a predicted model, not a curated record
GAUGCCCAGAUUUUUUCUCCCCAGCCCGAUUCUCCCUUUCUUUGAUUGAUUCGGAAACACAUUGCAAGCAGUUGCAAAUCGCCAAAAUAAACCCUAGCCAUCACCACCGCCGCAAGCAGUUGCAAAUCGCCGCCGUCCGUCCGUCCAUCUAUCUUCCCUCAUGCUCCAAGUCUCCAACCCUCAUUCGCUUUCACCGAUAGCAGCUUCUUCCUCGAGGUCAGCUCGGCGUCCGUCGUCUUCGUAGAGCAGAUUCCGCCGCCCAAGCCAUUGAAUCCCUUUUUCUUCCGGAUUGAAGUCCUUCCCCCUUGCUUCUCGUUCGAUCGGGCAGAAGGCUCACUUUCCACCCCCAAUCGGUUCUGCUAACCGCCUCACAGAGCACUAAUUGAGGAACUCUGCCGUCGCUGCGGCGAGGAGGACGACCUUAAACUUCCGCCGUCUUGUCGCCGUCCGUCAACCAGUUCAACCAGAAUAUCUCAGUUUUCGAAACCUUCUGAUCUUGGUGGUUCAAAUACGAUUCCCCAUAGUUCUCGAUAUCUGAAUGAUUUUGAGGAGCUACGGCCUCUUGAUCGAUCUCCUCCUCCUCCUUCACUUUGCCAUGGCCUUUUGCCCAUCACCUUCGUCUUCUUCUUCCUCUAAUUCUUCAUCGUCGUCUUCCUCGCCGUUUGAGUCUUCCAACAGCGCAAAGUUCUGGAUCCUCCAUGGCAUUAUGGCCGGAGUUGCAGUUGCUACUGCGGUCGGUGCUCGCGCCUACUGGACUCGGGUCAAGAAAUUCCGGAACCGGGUCGUCGGCAUCAUACCCGCCCGAUUUGCUUCUACCCGGUUUCAGGGAAAGCCUCUCGUUGAGAUUCUUGGUAAACCUAUGAUCCAGAGGACAUGGGAAAGGGCAAAGCUGGCAGCCACGUUGGAUCAAGUUGUUGUGGCAACUGAUGAUGAAAAGAUUGCGGAGUGCUGUCGAAAGUUUGGAGCUGAUGUUGUAAUGACAUCUGAGUCUUGUCGAAAUGGUACUGAGCGCUGCAGUGAAGCCCUAGAGAAGCUUGGUAAAAACUAUGAUAUUGUUGUCAACAUUCAGGGUGAUGAACCUCUUAUUGAACCUGAAAUAAUUGAUGGCAUUGUCAAAGCUUUACAGGCAACUCCAGAUGCGGUGUUCAGUACUGCAGUCACAUCUUUAAAGCCAGAAGAUGCACUUGAUCCGAAUAGAGUGAAAUGUGUCGUAGAUAAUUGUGGUUAUGCUAUCUAUUUUUCACGAGGAUUGAUCCCAUUCAACAAGUCGGGAAAGGUCAAUCAACAGUUUCCUUAUUUGCUUCACCUGGGGAUACAGAGCUAUGAUACAAAGUUUCUGAAGAUUUAUCCAGAUCUUCAGCCUACUCCAUUGCAACUCGAGGAAGAUUUGGAACAGCUUAAAGUCCUCGAGAACGGCUAUAAGAUGAAGGUAAAUUCAAGAGUUUGACAUCCAAUCUGGGGCAAACUUCUUAGAAACUUUCUGAUGGAGCCCACAGGUAAUAAAAGUUAACCACGAGGCCCAUGGUGUUGACAUUCCAGAAGAUGUUCAAAAGAUAGAAUCUCUAAUGCGUGAGAGGAACUUGUCUUGAACUCUUGGUUAUGAUUAUGAAAAACCUCCUUAAAAUCAUCAAGUUUGGAAUUAAAUUUUGUUCUUAUUCGUUUUCCUAAUAGUCAUGCUUGUUUCUAUCCACACAAACUGUGAUUUAUAAUGUAUGUUCACUUGCGAAGUUUGUUCUGUUUUAAUCCAAUGGUAUUUAUAACAUGGAAAGUUGAGUUAUACAUAUAUUGUGGUGCACAGAUACCACUUCAGGAAAAAAAGUUGUACGGGGAUUACUUGGUUGGUGCAUCAAUUUUUGUCGUUGGUUUGAUUCA